UGGUUCCCGUGAGCUGUAUUUUUUUAUGGCAGCUGAGGAUAGGACUUGUUGGUUCCAGUUAUUUCGUCACCAUAUGGGAAAUGGCGCCUGUUUUGAGUGGCUUUGCAGAGCUUGAUAAGCUCUUAUUAGCCGCUUUGAUCCAUCUGGCAAUGGUUUGCAGCUGUAUCCAGUGUUGUUGGCAGAGUACACAUGUGGGUAUGUGUGUUGGCAGAAGAGUUACGGAACCUUCAGACCACUCUCGGCAUUCGGAGUUCUGAUCCAAUAGCCGCGAUAUCAUUGAAAACUUCCUUUUUUUACCACAAACAUGUACUUGGUCACGAAGUCCCCCAGGUCGACAUCGCCCAGGAGGCGAGCGACAACCUCGCUCUCUGCAGUCAUUCGAUACAAAAUCAAACGCAGCGGGAAGGACAAGCUGUCCAUUUGGCGACUGGAACAGUUUCCCAAUUGAGGGAUAGGUCUGUGAGCGAAAACGAAGGACAGUUCCAUCCAUCAGGUCGACCCCAAACUCGCGGCGGGCCCCGCGCUUUUCCACUCUGGGGUGGAUGUCAGGGCCUCCAGCCGGCAAACAGACACCGUCAAACGGUGUUUGCUUGUCGCAAAUUUCGACCUCCAAACCCGGGAGGAAAGCGGGCUCAUCACAGCAUAAGGCUUUUUGAUGCCCCCUUGAAACGAAGUAUGGUUGUCAAAUUCUGCCAAAGUCACAAAAAGAGGUAGAUAGAAACGAAGCUAAAUGAAAUAUCGAGACCUACAGUAACAGGUAUGUUGCGCUUCGCCGUAUAAGUCCCUCCUAAGCUAGAUGUCCUUACUGCCACAUAAGUUUUGGGCGCAGUUCCCCUUCCCUACCCAAUGGCAGUUAUCAACUUUCCAUCGAUAGGCCCAGUUUGGUAGAUCAGUGCCAAUGGCCACUGUGCCCAUAGUUGUACGUACAGUAUU
Molecule: messenger RNA, 933 nt
Organism: Aspergillus glaucus CBS 516.65
Lineage: Eukaryota; Fungi; Ascomycota; Eurotiomycetes; Eurotiales; Aspergillaceae
Exons: 1
Coding region: 190-714 (174 amino acids)
Source: RefSeq, a predicted model, not a curated record